CUCUUCUUUCUUUUUUUUUAUACUCCCCAUGUUAGGUUCCAAUCAUCAUACUAGUUCUGAAUGGUUAUCAAAAGAUGAUACUUCAUCUCUAUCUUGUCAAGAUAUUCUUGUCUCUUCUUCAUCUCCACCUAAAAAGAAAUCUAUGGAACGAUUAUCACGCAUCUUUCAGAAAAAGUCAAAGCACAAAAAAUCACUUCCUACUGUCAAUACACCUGAACCACCCACUUUUCCUAUGAUGAGUCGACAUACUUCUAUUCAUUCAACUCAAUCUGCAGAUCCACAAGCUUCCUUUAGAUUUAACUCUACUAGUAAAAAAGGUGGAGAAAAAAUGAAACGUUUUAGUUCUCUACGACAUACUGAUCAACCAAAGACGCAACAGGAAGAACUAGUACAACGACGAAAAAUACUGGAACAACUGCAUGAGGAAAAGGAAACAUAUCAUGACGAUAACCAACGACUUGAACAAGAAUUGACUAGACUACAACAACGAAUUGAAGAACGAACAUUGGCUACGACACAGUUACGAGCACAAUAUGAUCUUCAUGUCUCCUCACUACGAGCCACAUCAGAUGAUCUUGGGUCAGUGCGGACUAAACUGAUUCAGGUACAGCAAAGUAUUGCGGCAUUGGCAGAUCGAUUACUACCACAUAUAUCGCCAGAUCAUACUUCUUCUUCCUUGGCUAGCUUUUGGCUCAAUUUGCGACAAGUCAUUGAAUCCAUGUGUCCUUUAUCUCCUACUAUGGUACGCCAUUUGACUGAAAAGUUCAUUAUGGAUGUUUUGGUGCAAAACUUCAAUCUCAGUGAAAUUGCUGGUUGUGCUUGUUCGGAUGAUUAUGCUCAAAUUGCCCUUUGGUUUCUGGAUCAUGAUGAUAUGAACAGCAAACCGUCCUCCAUUUCUAUCUCAUCAUCAACAUUAUCAACCGAUGUAUCAGAUUGCAUGGUAUUCUCUAUUCGAUUACGUCAACAGGUAGCAUCCACAGUGGUUGCUGCUCAAUUAAAACGAGAUGAUGUCAAACAACAAUUACAACAGGUCGUACAAGCUCAUUGGAAAUAUCUUUAUGGUGGAUUAGCCAAAGCAUUCCCUUAUAUUUAUCAACAUGACACGACUUUGGAACCCGAUGUACAAAAACAUUUUGGAGCACAGAUUCAAACUUUAGUGGAACAAGCCGUGGCACUUGGAUUCGCCAUAAAAGGAUUGGAAGUAGAUAUUACAGCUGCUGAUGUACAAGAAGGAUCUCAAGUCUUGGAUUUAACUCUCAUGGAUGAAGUACAAGGUCUUAAUUCUGGGAUAAUUCAAUUUUGUAUCAGUCCUCCUUUCAAAGUCUUUAAUCGAACUGAACCAUUGGUGAAAGGCAAGGUAUUAUGUUUAAAAUAGGAUGAUAGUGUAGUUGUAG
Messenger RNA from Halteromyces radiatus, 1394 nucleotides. RefSeq lists its product as uncharacterized. The transcript is spliced from 2 exons. The coding region runs from base 29 to 1375 and encodes 448 amino acids. Lineage: Eukaryota; Fungi; Mucoromycota; Mucoromycetes; Mucorales; Cunninghamellaceae. The record is from RefSeq and is a predicted model, not a curated record.